Molecule: messenger RNA, 174 nt
Organism: Phytophthora nicotianae INRA-310
Lineage: Eukaryota; Oomycota; Peronosporomycetes; Peronosporales; Peronosporaceae
Exons: 1
Coding region: 1-174 (57 amino acids)
Source: RefSeq, a predicted model, not a curated record
AUGGAGGCAGUACACGAGAUCGAGAAAGACCGCCGCUGUCUGUGUCGCGACCAUGAAUGCGGCAACAGGAGCAAGUUAGAUCAUCUUGCUGAUGCGGCCGACCAAGGCGAGGAUCUCGAUGCGAUCUUGGGGAUCGCGGGGGAGGCCGAAGACGAAGUCCAUGCUAACGGAUGA